AUUCAAUUCUUCUGAAAAUGGACUACGAAAAUCAUGAUGUUUGCGAGAAAAUAAUCAACGAUAUUGAUGCUGUUUUCAACAAAGACCCAAAUCUAUCAACGUUUGAGAUCAUCAAUGUUGAUGAAAGUCAAACAAAAAAUAAAACACCUGUCGUUCAUGUAGACAAUCACUUGGGGUUGGAAUCAUGGUGCUGUCCUUGUGUCUACAAGCAUGCUCAUCAGAUUAUUUUAGCAGCAGUUAAGAAAUAUCCACAUCAUUUGUCGUGCCAAACUCAUGAAGGAAAUGGAAAUGAUCAACCACAUCAUCCGUUCAACCAUACAUUGGUUAAAUAUCUGAAUUGUGCACUACUGAUAAAUCCCGAUGUGAGCACCUUUUGGAAUGCUAGACGGCGACUAUUGCAAAAAGAUCGCCUGGACAUUGGCCGCGAAUUCAAAUUUUCGGCUAUUGUCUUGAGCAAAAAACCAAAAUCAAAUGAUGCAUUUUUCUAUCGUCGUUGGUUGUUUUCAUUUCAAAGCCAUGAGUCAAUUGAUUGGACGCGUGAAUUAAGCUUAUGUGAGCGCUGUGCAUCGAAAAGUUUGAGUAACUAUCAAGCAUGGGCACAUCGACAAUGGGUUCUACAAAAGGCACCAUUUCUGUUGCAAUACGAACUACAAACAACUGAACGUUUCAUCAGAAAGCAUAUAGGUGAUUACAGUGGCUAUUUUCAUCGACAAUUUGUUUUAUACAAAAUGAAUGAAUUGAUUUACUUUGAACAUGAGCCAAUCAACGAAGGUAAUUUGGCUCAAUAUACUGCACUUAUCAAUUAUCUCGCGUCGAUUGGUUCAACGGACGCUGAAAAGAUACGCAACCAAUUACUCACGGCGAACGGAGAUUAUCAUAAGCCUGCAUGGAAAAUACUCAUGAAAAUCAUUAUACCGCAACGUGAUUGUGAUUCCGAUAACGAUCGAAUCAAAUCAUUUUUAUACUGCUUGAAUGUGGCGGCAUACGAUUUAAAAUUCACCAGUGAACUAAAAGAAAUGUUCGGAUAUCGAGAAGCAUUCGAGUGCCAUAGACGGGCCAUCAUUCGAUUUUUAGCCGAACAAUGUGCUGAUUGGGCAGUAAUUCCAUUGUUAUUGAAUGCAGUAUCAAAAUCUUAGGCAGUUUUAAUAAAUAAUAAAACUAUUUCUAAUGCUUACUAAGCGCUGCUUAGUGACAAUAGCUGAAUUUUUCUUGUUCAUUGUUACCUAUAUAUUUACUUUAAGAAACCGAAUUUUAAAUGCUCCGCUCAAAUUCUGUUUUAAUCUUAUCAAAUAAUUACACACGUUUGUUUUCAAUCAAUUUGAA
Molecule: messenger RNA, 1323 nt
Organism: Sitodiplosis mosellana (orange wheat blossom midge)
Lineage: Eukaryota; Metazoa; Arthropoda; Insecta; Diptera; Cecidomyiidae
Gene: temp
Product: protein prenyltransferase alpha subunit repeat-containing protein 1-B
Exons: 3
Coding region: 18-1136 (372 amino acids)
Biological process (GO): protein prenylation
Cellular component (GO): cytoplasm
Molecular function (GO): protein prenyltransferase activity
Source: RefSeq, a predicted model, not a curated record